This is a messenger RNA of Trematomus bernacchii (emerald rockcod), 3040 nucleotides long. It is a transcript of the gene smarcd1, whose product is annotated as SWI/SNF related, matrix associated, actin dependent regulator of chromatin, subfamily d, member 1. Gene Ontology annotation, biological process: regulation of transcription by RNA polymerase II. Gene Ontology annotation, cellular component: SWI/SNF complex; nucleus. The coding region runs from base 46 to 1647 and encodes 533 amino acids. Lineage: Eukaryota; Metazoa; Chordata; Actinopteri; Perciformes; Nototheniidae. The transcript has 14 exons. The record is from RefSeq and is a predicted model, not a curated record.
CGCGAUAGUUCCGUGCCUCUACCGGCGGCGACAUUCAGAGAGGAGAUGGCGGCCAGAGGGGGAUUUCAGUCGGCACCGACGGGCGUUGUUGUAGGAGCAAUGGGACCCGGACCACCGGUACCGGGCGUAGGACCAGGCAUGGGUCCCGGGACUCCUACGGGACGGAUGGUACCGUCGUCGGCCCAGCAGAACCACAUGUACCGUUCCCCGAUGCCCGGGCCUGGGUACCCGAGACCGGGCAUGCCCCCAUCCAAUCGCAUGACCCCACAGGGGCCGGCCAUGGGGCCCCCAGGAUACGGCAACAGCCCCGUGUCUCGCCCCGUGAUGCCCGGCGUGAUGGACCCCUCCCGCAAGAGGCCCGCGCCCCAACAGAUCCAGCAGGUUCAGCAGCAGAACCGCAACCAGCACACAAAGAAGAAGAAGAUGGCUGAUAAAAUUCUACCUCAGAGGAUCAGGGAACUGGUCCCAGAGUCUCAGGCUUACAUGGAUCUGCUGGCUUUCGAGAGGAAGCUGGAUCAGACCAUCAUGCGCAAGAGGCUGGACAUUCAGGAAGCCCUGAAGAGGCCCAUAAAGCAAAAGAGAAAGCUUCGGAUCUUCAUAUCCAACACCUUCAACCCGGCAAAGCCUGAUGCAGAGGAUGGAGAGGGCACAGUUGCAUCAUGGGAGCUGCGUGUUGAGGGGCGUCUGCUGGAAGAUUCGGCUGUGUCCAAGUAUGAGGCCACCAAACAGAAGAGGAAGUUCUCCUCUUUCUUCAAGUCUCUGGUGAUCGAGCUGGACAAAGACCUGUACGGCCCUGACAAUCACCUGGUGGAGUGGCACAGGACUGCCACCACCCAGGAGACUGAUGGUUUCCAGGUGAAGAGACCCGGUGAUGUGGGGGUCCGCUGCACCGUCCUGCUGAUGCUGGACUACCAGCCCCCUCAGUUCAAGCUGGACCCCCGGCUGGCUCGUAUGCUGGGCAUCCACACCCAGACCAGACCUGUCAUCAUCCAGGCUCUGUGGCAGUACGUCAAGACCCACAAGCUCCAGGACCCUCAUGAGCGCGAGUUCAUCAACUGUGACAAAUACCUGCAGCAGAUUCUAAUACCAGAGAGACCAACACACCCCAGGAUAAAAAAACAGAACGGGACAGAGAUCUUUGAGACUCAGCGAAUGAAGUUCUCCGAGAUCCCUCAGCGCCUGCAUGCCCUCCUGAUGCCCCCAGAGCCAAUCAUCAUCAACCAUGUGAUCAGUGUGGACCCUAAUGACCAAAAGAAGACGGCUUGCUACGACAUUGACGUGGAAGUGGACGACACGCUGAAGACCCAGAUGAACUCCUUCCUGCUGUCCACUGCCAGUCAGCAGGAAAUAGCCGGACUGGACAACAAGAUCCAUGAAACCAUUGAGACCAUAAACCAGCUGAAGACCCAGAGAGAGUUCAUGUUGAGUUUUGCCAGAGACCCUCAGGGCUUUAUCAACGACUGGCUGCAGUCCCAGUGCCGAGACCUCAAGACCAUGACCGAUGUGGUCGGAAACCCAGAAGAAGAGCGGAGAGCCGACUUUUACUACCAGCCGUGGGCUCAGGAGGCCGUGUGCCGCUACUUCUACUCCAAGGUCCAGCAGAGGAGACAGGAGCUGGAGACGGCGCUCGGCAUCAGGAACACCUAAACAAACGUUUCCAUGGGGGACAUCUAAUGUGUGAGCGCACGUGGGAUAAUAAAAACAAAUUCCUCCCAGAGUUUUCUGGCAUAGAUAGUAGUUGGCUUUACCGUUAUAUAGGAUGUCUGUUUUUCUUUUUUGUUUACUCUUCACCCUGCAGCACGACUUCUGUUGCGCUCUUUUUGCUACUUCCACUUUUUUGUAAUUUUUUCUUUUUCUCUCCUCACACCAGAGUUCCUGGAGCACAAUAUAUUUUGCAUGUCUCAGCCUUACCUUGAAGCAUUCCUUUCAUUUUGAUACGUUGUGCCCGCACACAACAGUACAGAUUGUACACAAACGAAAAAGCAGAGGGCGACUUUGAUGUAUGUUGGCCCUGAUUCUAAAAUGACCCUAAAUCAGAUGGAGAUGAAAAGUAAACUAACAUUUGACACUCCCUGGCCCAUUCAGUUAGAUAUUGGUUGUGAUUGUGUUUGUAAUCAUUUGAGCUGCUUUGCUGCUCAUUGGCUGUCCAUGUGUCCUUUUUCUUAAGCUCUCAUUGGUUGGUUUUGUGCCGCAGUCUGGUGUAUGAGAGACGUUUAAAGCUAAAUCAUGGAAGAAUAUACAACUUUUGUAAAGGGUGCCAUUUAGUAUGAAGUUCUCCUUUUUUUUCCUUUUUUUGUUAUCAAUGAUUCUUGUUUUUAAAUAUGUAUUAUUAUAUCAGUACGUGUCUUGUUAUCUAGUACAGAUUAUCAAGGAAGUAGCUAGUAUGAGUACCUCUAGUCUAUAUAGUUUUGUAAAUACUGAGCAGUAAAAAAAACUGAAGAUGGAUGUGAAGUAUAAAUGUAUCUCUAAUCCUGCAGAUGUUUUUCUUAACUCUUUGUCUACGCUCAGAUAGUUGAACCAGUAUUUAUAUUAUGGAUCAGCCUCGCGCAGUGAUUGGCCUCUCCUCGACAUAAAGACGACAGUCACAUUUGACGAUUCGCUGCUGCUCUGCGGGAUGAAAUGUAAACGGCAUUCACAUCGCCUGCAAGCUGGGAAAAGUUCAAUAUUCUGCUUUUCAGAUUUGUGUAUUUCUAUAUAUGUGCAGAGAAGCCAUGAACACGAUUUAAAGAGUCGUAGGUUCUGCGUAGGCCGGCUGAGGACUGACAACUGGUUGAGCUUAAUGGUCGUUUCCCUGUUAGGAGAAGGAGUCCAGAGGAGUCCUGGCUGAAACUUUACUGUGUGCAUUUAAUUAACAAUUCCAAGAAUACACUAAUGUGGGUUUGGGCAGGUACAUGAUUUGAAAUGAGCGGUGGGAACCUCUGGGAUGAAAUAAGCCACACUGGGGGAAACUGUAGUACUAUUUGAAUCUGCAGACUUUUUCAUGGACCAAACCUAUUUUUCUGUAUGUUCUUAUGUUAUAAUAAAGGAUAUGUAAAAUGUA